Adineta steineri is the source of this 954-nucleotide messenger RNA. Lineage: Eukaryota; Metazoa; Rotifera; Eurotatoria; Adinetida; Adinetidae. The record is from the annotation of a GenBank genome assembly.
AUGAGUUGUACUGAUGUUAUUGAUUCAUUCCGUAAUCAAGAUAAUUUUAAUAAAUAUUCAUUAAAUCAAUUUACUUUACAUGUUCAAGUUGUAUUACCAGGUAUUGAAACAACAUUUCUUUCUGUACGUAUUCAAAAAUUUAUUUAUUCAAAUAAAAUAAAAACAAAAAUGAAUCAAUCAACAAAUGUUGAAGUACGCGGAAAUUAUCAUGAUAAUAUAUGUGGUAUUGAUCAAGAAGGAACAUAUAGUCUUGAUUUAUGGAUAUUUCCAGUGGAUAAUAAAAUAGAAGAACCAAUAUUUACAUUUGAAAGUAUUAUUAUUCAACAAGUUCAAGGUGUACAAUCUGGUCAAUGUAAUCAAGACUUAAUUGAAUCAAUAGAACCAUUUAAUGAAUUAGCUACUUAUUAUGCUCAAAUGGCAAUUAAAGAUCUUGAUUUAAAUCAACAACAUCAUCCAUCAUUAAAUGCAUGUCAUUCUCUUGCUUCAACUUUACAUGACAGAGUAACAUGGCAUUCAACACAUCUUCGUCUUAUUCAAUUAAUUGAACGUUUUCCUCGUUUAGAACCAUUUUUAAUCAUAUUAAAUAAAUAUGGUUUACAUUUAAAAGAUAUUCUUAAUGGAGAAAAAAAUGGUUUAGAUAGAUUUGUUGGUGAUGAUGAAGUUAGAAAAACUUUUCAACAAAUUAAAACUCUUCUAAAUUCUGAUCCAAUACAAUUUGCAAAUGCUCAACAAACAUUCAAUAUAUAUAUAAUUAAUCAAAGAAAUUUAUCUAUUAUUUAUGAUGAAACAAUUGAUUUAUAUGAUAGUAAAACAUUUGAUAUUAUAUUUUCUUCCAAUCAACUUCAAGAAAAUCAAGAUUUAAUAAAUUCUUUAAUCGAUCUUCGUCGUUUACUUGAAUUAGUUCAUAUUUCUCAUUAUUUUCAUCUUAUUGUUGGAUUUAUUGAUCAAUGGUGA